GCCCAGGUAUGCAAAGUGUGGUGCUGCGGCUCAGGGCUCACACCCGACUAACCAGCCAGACCAGUGUGGCGGUAAUGACAGGUGAGAGACUCUAGACGGUUCGCUUCCUUAUGUAGUGAGGCGAGGCGGCUGUAGGUGCUCUCACACCAGACCCGGGCUGCCCCUGCCAGGAUGUGAUUGCUGGAUGCAUCGCGCUGUACCGUACGAUCACAUCGGUAACAACUGAGAGUGUGCGGAGAUCAGAUACGUCUACGUAUUCAGGUGUGUGUAACUUGAGCUCAGCACACUGCAUCUAUAGAAAGAUACCACUUCCUUUCCAUACUGGGCUUUAAGAAUGGUCUAGCUAGAGUCAGGUUUUCAACUUUGACCCUCAAGUACCACCCCCUGGAUUUCUUUAAUCGUGCGCAGUUUCUGCACCUGGAAGUUGGUUAGAAGAGAAAGUCAUGUGGGAGGAGCACUGAUUUCCCCAAUUUGUUCAGGAAGAAGCUGCUUAUGGAUGAGAUCCUGUAUGCAACCAUGUCUGAUAAGAUAGUCACUUUUCUUGCUUCAAACAAAUCUGACCUGGAUCCAAUGGCUGGACAUAAAGUGCUGUUCACAGACAUGGAACAGCUUGAGCCCAGCUGCAUAUUGAUCCUGUUACUAACUGGAAAAGUACUCCUGAACAUAUUUAUAUUUUGGGCAAGGCACAAGAACUUGAGUGCUAGUUUCCUGGGCUAUUCUUGCAUCGCCCUGGCUGGUACAGACUUUGCACUUUUAUUUGCUAUUUCUGCCAUUCACUACUUUCAGGAUGUUACAGUUUUAGGUGUUCGGUUCACCAGUUACCAUAUCUGUCUGUUUACACAGAUUAUAUCUCGCACAUAUGCGCUCUUGCAUAUUCCAAUUUUCUUGGUAUCUGGUGUGGACUACUAUUUCACAAUUGUGAAGUCUAAAAAAAUUCUCUGGAUUUGGCCUGGACUGCUGUACACAAUUUGUGUCUUCCUAUUAUGGACUGGAGCAUUUACCUAUGUUCUGCUGUCUCAUUAUGAAUCAAUAGUAUUGGACAGUGAGCCACCUAUAGACAAGUGCGAGUUAUACAUCAGCAGCCAAAGUUUUUUCUUGUCUCUUGCCUUUACUAUCACCAUUUUAUUGGUGUUUGCUUUCUGCUGCUUUGAAGUGGUGACAUUAAUAAAAUCUCUGAAGGUAAUAUCCUAUGGUAAGAGCACAGUCGUACUAUUGUCAUUCCCACCUGGAGACAAAUGGCCGGUCCAAGGAAAGAGAUAUUUCACAGCUGCUCUUCUGUUCUCAUUUUUGGGCUCUUGGACCCCGUUUCUUGUUCUUCAAAUAUUCAUAUUUGUUUUGUGUGCUAACAUCCCAGGAUAUAUGGACAUGAAUGUCCCUUGGCUGUAUUAUAUGAACAGUUUCCUAAUUGGAGUUGCCUUUGGUCUAAAAUAUCCCACUCUACAAGUGACGGAGAAUACUUUUUCCACUGACCCAUUUAUUGGCUGGAAAUACUGUAUUCUACCUUUUAUAAAUGCUGAAAAAAACGAAGACCAUUCUUUCCUGAACGAUUUGCCAUCUGCAGUUACGGUUAAUUAAUAUAUUUAUGCAUUUGUUUUUUAAUUUUAUUUUGAAUGUAAGCUUUUUAGUUUAUACACAAUAAAGCAACUGUUCUUAAGGUCA
Molecule: messenger RNA, 1659 nt
Organism: Pseudophryne corroboree (corroboree frog)
Lineage: Eukaryota; Metazoa; Chordata; Amphibia; Anura; Myobatrachidae
Gene: GPR160
Product: G protein-coupled receptor 160
Exons: 4
Coding region: 493-1575 (360 amino acids)
Cellular component (GO): signaling receptor complex; plasma membrane
Source: RefSeq, a predicted model, not a curated record